AUGGAGAAAAUGUUACGUGACACUAUGGUCAAUCAUUUAGUCGAACAUAGCCUUAAUUUCAAAAAAUUUGGUUUUGUCAAUAAAAAAGCUUGUGUGACUAAUUUGUUGGAGUCGAUUGACAUGAUGUCAAAAGCAUUAUCUGACAAGAUAUCUAUAGACGUAGCUUUUAUAGAUUUCAGUAAAGCAUUUGGUAUGGUUCCCCACAAGAGACUAAUUUACAAACUUGAGGCAUAUGGUUUUACUGGAAAUCUCCUGAAUUGGAUAAAAUUGUUUUUACACCAGCGUUUUCAACGAAUAGUGAUGGGCGAUUAUGUUUCCUUGUGGCUUGAGGUAUUUAGUGGCGUCCCUCAAGGAUCCGUAUUAGGUCAAAUACUUUUUAUCAUUUUUGUGAACGAUAUAUCCAAUAUUGUUAACCAUCCAUGUAAAAUGUAUGCUGAUGACACUAAACUGGUGGCCCGUUUAGAUCACCCUUAG
Molecule: messenger RNA, 474 nt
Organism: Hydra vulgaris (swiftwater hydra)
Lineage: Eukaryota; Metazoa; Cnidaria; Hydrozoa; Anthoathecata; Hydridae
Source: RefSeq, a predicted model, not a curated record